Rhopalosiphum maidis (corn leaf aphid) is the source of this 1657-nucleotide messenger RNA. RefSeq names its product probable ATP-dependent RNA helicase pitchoune (gene pit). The record is from RefSeq and is a predicted model, not a curated record. Gene Ontology annotation, molecular function: ATP binding; nucleic acid binding; RNA helicase activity. NCBI's taxonomy places the organism in Eukaryota, Metazoa, Arthropoda, Insecta, Hemiptera, Aphididae. Gene Ontology annotation, cellular component: nucleolus. Bases 105 to 1640 code for a protein of 511 amino acids. The transcript has 6 exons. Gene Ontology annotation, biological process: maturation of LSU-rRNA from tricistronic rRNA transcript (SSU-rRNA, 5.8S rRNA, LSU-rRNA).
CAUACUUCAUAAUAUUAUUUAAUUAAAUUACAAUUUUUUUCUUAAGUUCAAAAUAAGUCUAAUUAUAUUUGUUGUGGUAUUAAUUAUUUUAUUAAAUUGACAAAAUGAGUGAUGACAAAUCACUUCCAGGUUCCAGCCUGGAGUUGAAAAUAAUGGCUGAAGACAGAAAAUUUUCCAGUCUAGAAGGCCAUGUAUGUGAAAAUACAUUAAAAGGGAUAGAAGACAUGGGAUUUACAGUGAUGACUGAAAUUCAAGCCAAAACUAUACCACCAUUGUUGGAGGGACGUGAUUUAGUCGGAGCUGCAAAAACUGGCAGUGGGAAAACAUUGGCUUUUUUAAUACCUGCUGUAGAAUUGAUUUACAAACUUAAGUUCAUGCCCAGAAAUGGUACUGGUUGUAUAAUUAUAUCUCCUACCAGAGAAUUAUCAAUGCAGACUUAUGGUGUGUUAAAAGAAUUGAUGAAACACCAUCAUCACACCUAUGGUCUUAUGAUGGGAGAUGCAAAUAGACAAACUGAAGCUACAAAAUUGUCUAAAGGUAUAAAUAUAGUUGUUGCCACCCCUGGAAGAUUAUUAGAUCACUUACAAAAUUCUCCUGAUUUUCUUUAUAAAAAUCUUCAAUGUCUCAUUAUUGAUGAAGCUGAUCGUAUUUUGGAUAUUGGAUUUGAGGAAGAAAUAAAACAAAUAAUAAAUUUAUUACCUAAACGGAGACAAACAAUGUUAUUCAGUGCUACUAAAACACCUAAAACUGAUGCACUGACUACAUUUGCAUUGAAAAAAGAACCCAUUUAUAUUGGAGUGGAUGACAGUAAAGACGAAGCUACAGUUGAUGGUUUAGAACAAGGAUAUGUUGUAUGUCCAUCUGAAAAACGAUUCUUAUUGUUAUUUACAUUUUUAAAAAAAAAUAGAAAGAAGAAAGUUAUGGUAUUCUUUAGCUCGUGUUUGGCAGUCAAAUAUUUUCAUGAAUUAUUAAAUUACAUAGAUUUGCCUGUUAUGUGCAUACAUGGUAAACAAAAACAAGAAAGGCGAACAACUACAUUUUUCCAGUUUUGUAAUGCAGAAACUGGUAUAUUGUUAUGUACUGAUGUCGCUGCUAGGGGUUUAGAUAUUCCAUUAGUUGAUUGGAUUGUUCAAUUUGAUCCCCCUGAUGAUCCCAAAGAAUAUAUUCACCGUGUGGGACGUACAGCUAGAGGUGAAGGUAGCAGUGGACAUGCUUUAUUAAUUUUACGUCCUGAAGAAUUAGGAUUCUUACAAUAUUUAAAAAAAGCAAAAGUACCAUUAAAUGAAUUUGAUUUUUCAUGGAAUAAAAUAUCGGAUAUACAACUACAACUUGAAAAACUCGUAGCUAAAAAUUAUUUCUUACAUAUAUCUGCAAAAGAAGCAUUUAAAUCAUAUGUUCGUGCUUAUGAUUCACACCACCUAAAACAGAUAUUUGAUGUUGGCACUUUGGAUAUUACAAAAGUCGCUGCUUCAUUUGGAUUUACUACACCUCCAGCUGUAGAAUUAAACGCAAAAGCAGUUCGUCCACGAAAACGACAUGGUGGCGGGGGUUUGGGAAAAUUCAAUAAUAUGAAUAAAGGUGAUAAAAAAGUAUUUAAAUUUGUACAACCUCCAGAAAAAAAGAAAAAAAUAAAUAAAUGAUAGUUAUUGAUUUUUAA